AUCUUGGCAGAUGAUAUGGGAUUAGGGAAGACUGUUCAAAUCAUCGCUUUCCUUUCUGGUAUGUUUGAUGCUACACUUGUGAAUCAUGUGCUGCUGAUCAUGCCGACCAAUCUCAUUAGCACAUGGACAAAAGAAUUUGUUAAGUGGACCCCAGGAAUGAGAGUCAAAACCUUUCAUGGUCCGAGUAAGGAUGAACGUACCAGGAACCUCAGUCGGAUUCAGCAAAGGAAUGGCGUCAUCAUCACCACAUACCAAAUGUUAAUCAAUAAUUGGCAGCAACUUUCAAGCUUGAACGGCCAAGAGUUUGUGUGGGACUAUGUCAUUCUUGAUGAAGCACAUAAAAUAAAAACCUCAUCCACUAAGUCAGCAAUAUGUGCUCGCGCUGUCCCUGCCAGGAAUCGCAUCCUCCUCACAGGAACCCCGAUCCAGAAUAAUUUACGAGAACUGUGGUCCCUGUUUGAUUUUGCUUGUCAAGGGUCCCUGCUAGGAACAUUAAAAACUUUUAAGAUGGAGUAUGAAAAUCCUAUUACGAGAGCAAGAGAGAAGGAUGCUACCCCAGGGGAAAAAGCCUUAGGAUUUAAAAUAUCUGAAAACUUGAUGGCAAUCAUAAAACCCUAUUUUCUCAGGAGGACUAAAGAAGAGGUACAAAAGAAAAAGGCAAGCACCCCAGAGGUCAGACUUAGUGAAAAGAAUCCAGAUGUUGAUGCCAUUUGUGAAAUGCCUUCCCUUUCCAGGAAAAAUGAUUUAAUUAUUUGGAUACGUCUCAUGCCUUUACAAGAAGAAAUAUACAGGAAAUUCGUGUCUCUAGAUCACAUCAAGGAGUUGUUAAUGGAGACACGCUCACCUCUGGCUGAGCUAGGUGUCUUAAAGAAGCUGUGUGAUCAUCCUAGGCUGCUGUCUGCACGGGCUUGUCAUUUGUUAAACUUAGGGUCUGUAAAAUUCUCUGUUCAAGGUGAGAAUGAAGGGGAAGAUUCCUCAGAUGGGGACCAUAUUGAUCAGAUCACUGAUGAUACACUGAUGGAAGAAUCUGGAAAAAUGAUAUUUCUGAUAGAGCUGCUGAAGAGACUGCGAGAUGAAGGGCAUCAAACUCUGGUGUUUUCCCAGUCAAGACAAAUUCUAAACAUCAUCGAACACCUCCUAAAGAAUCGGCACUUUAAGAUACUGCGAAUUGAUGGAACAGUUACUCAUCUUGUGGAACGAGAAAAAAGAAUUAACUUAUUCCAGCAAAAUAGAGAGUACUCUGUUUUUCUGCUUACCACUCAAGUAGGUGGUGUUGGCUUAACAUUGACUGCAGCCACUAGAGUGGUCAUUUUUGACCCUAGCUGGAAUCCUGCGACUGAUGCUCAAGCCGUGGAUAGAGUUUACCGAAUUGGCCAGAAGGAAAAUGUUGUAGUUUAUAGGCUGAUUACUUGUGGGACUGUAGAGGAAAAAAUAUACAGAAGACAGGUUUUCAAGGACUCACUAAUAAGACAAACUACGGGCGAUAAGAAGAACCCUUUCCGAUAUUUUACAAAACAAGAAUUAAGAGAGCUCUUUACAAUUGAGGAUUUUCAGCACUCUGCAACCCAGCUACAGCUUCAGUCUUUGCAUGCUGCCCAGAGGAGAUCUGAUAAAAUACUAGAUGAACAUAUUGCCUACCUGCACUCUUUGGGGAUAGCUGGAAUCUCAGACCAUGACUUGAUGUACACACGUGAUCUCUCCGUGAAAGAAGAGCUCGAUGUGAUCGAAGAAUCCCACUAUAUUCAACAGAGGGUUCAGAAAGCUCAAUUCCUUGUUGAAUUAGAGUCUCAAAAUACAGAGCUCUUAGUGGAAAGACAAAGAGCUGGAAAUGAGGGGAUCUGGCUGAGAGAACCCCACUUUCCUUCUCAAACGAAGAAGAAAUGCCCUGACCUGAAUAAACCACAGCCUCGACCCUCCCCACUUCUACCUACUUAUCAUACCCAGGAAGAAGAAAUCAGUUCCCAAAUGGCGAGUGUAAUCAUUGAUGAUCUGCCCGAAGAGAGUGAGAAUCAAGAUGUCUCCAAUAUAAAGAUGAAUGUUACCGUCUCACAAGACGGUAGUCGUCACCCACCCGGAAGUACAUCUGAUGCCGAUUCUGUAGCUACUUUACCUGAGGGGUGUGGGAGUGUAGAUGAAAUCUGGACCGACUCGUUGGGAAUGGCUCUACAAAAAGAGGCAUUGCGAGAGGGGCCCACGCAGGGGACACUGCAAGAGAACCCUCUGGGAGAUUUUAACUAUUUGCCUAGCAAAGCACUCAGAGCUGAUCUUGGGCCGAAUCCAGAGCAACCAAAGGAUGAUGAGAUGUUACCUCACUGCAAUCCCUGGCCCAUUAGUCCCAUGACCAGUGAAAAUCAAAAUACAGAAUCGAAUGCAUUUGUAAUUAAAAUAGCCAAUGACGACUUGUCAGCAUCCCACAGUGCACUGCAGGAUGCUCAAGCAAAUGAGGCCAAGUCGGAGGAGGAACAUUUAGCCUCCUCAUCACAGUAUGCCUGUGAUUUCAAUCUUUUCUUGGAAGACUCUGCAGACAAUGGACAAAAUCUUUCCAGGCAGUCUUUGCAGCACGUUGAGAAUGAAAAGAGCUUGUGUGGUUCUACAGCUAAUUCUCAGGCAGAGCUUGAGCGUGACAAGGCAUGUCUCAGUGUGGAUCUUUCGGAGACCAACGAUGAGCCAGAAGAAGUAGUCGGGAAUGUGAAAGGCAGAAGGAAAGCCAGAAGGAUCGUUUCAGAUGGUGAAGAUGAAGACGAUACUUUUAAAGAUACUUCAAGCACAGAUCCGCUUACCACCUCUCCCUUUCAGUUCUUACCUGUGAAACAGUUUGAUGCUUCAACUCCCAAAAGUGACAUCAGUCCGCCGGGAAGGUUCUUGUCACUGAACAUCCCUGAUAGUAUAAAUAAGUCCGCCCACCCUAGAAGAUCCCUGGCUUCUAGGAGGUCUCUCAUCAACGUGGUUUUAGACCACGUGGAGGAUAUGGAGGAAAGACCUGACCAGAGCAGUGAAGCAGAGGUUGAGGCAGAUGAUCUGGAGGAAGGAGCAGAGGAGAGCGGUAGUGAAGCCUCAGAGAGCACAGACGAGCCUCCUGGCGGAACGCUGCCUUCAGAAAAUGAGGCCAGCCGGUUAACUGGGCCUGGGGCUCCGGCUCUGGCUCCGGAGGCCCCUCCCGGGGACCCUGAGCCUUUGUCUGGCAGACAGUUGGUUGAGUAUCCCCAGGAGGAGGCAGCGGAAGCUGUGACUGACUAUGAGACUCUUGUAAGUUGUGGGAAGGAACUGAAAGAGCGUGGGCAAAUACAGGAGGCCUUAAACUGCUUAGUGAAAGCGCUUGACAUAAAAAGCGCCGACCCUGAAGUCAUGCUCAUGACUUUAAGUUUGUAUAAGCAGCUUAAUAAAACUUGA
Neomonachus schauinslandi (Hawaiian monk seal) is the source of this 3390-nucleotide messenger RNA. RefSeq names its product ERCC excision repair 6 like, spindle assembly checkpoint helicase (gene ERCC6L). The coding region runs from base 16 to 3390 and encodes 1124 amino acids. The transcript has a single exon. Gene Ontology annotation, molecular function: ATP binding; ATP-dependent chromatin remodeler activity; DNA translocase activity. The record is from RefSeq and is a predicted model, not a curated record. NCBI's taxonomy places the organism in Eukaryota, Metazoa, Chordata, Mammalia, Carnivora, Phocidae.